CACACCUUCAAAGGCUGGCCCAUCUGCCUCAGAAGCGCCGAAGACUAUCCAGAAGCUUGGCGGGCUGUCAUCAGAGUGGAGACCGGAUUGUGUUGAGAAGGACAUUGGAGGGCCAUCCAGACUGUUGACCCAGGCUCAGAAGUUCAGCACCCAGAAUGGCAACUGCUAGCACCUCAGGACAGAGCCCCUUCGGGCUGGGCCGGAGAAAGAGAUCUCCUGGUAUCCUGGAUCAGAUUGGCAAGUUCUUUGGAGGGGAUAAGAAGAAAAGGGGCAAGGGUUCAUUCCGGGGUCACCUGUCCUCAUCACCCCAAAGACCCCAGCAUUCCUCCACCCGGCGCCGUGGAGAUGUGAACCCAGUCCUGCACUUCUUCAGGAGCUUUGUGUCCUCUCCUCGUCCCAAGUCGAGGUGGAGGGAACUCUUGGGCCUGGCUUCGCCAUCGACGCGGGGCUCCGAGAGUAUCAGAUCCCCCCACAGACGCCGCCGAGAACAGAACACACUCUCCAGAAUCUUCAGCCUGGGAGAAAGCAGAUCCCGUUCUCCACCCAAACGCUGGAGCACCAUCUUCUGAGACGGGAAAGAGCCAGAUGGACGAGAAGGGAAAGGAUGAGGACGUGAAAGGAGAAGCAGAGGGUUUCUGCCCUGCAGACUCACACCUUGCUACGAGCUUAACAAACUAAUACCAACCACAUCCGCUUGUCAGACAGAGAUACAAUCCUGGUAUCUGAAGUUAUACAUCUGUAGGGUUACAUGCGGACAAGAUGACUGUGGGAAGUCCACCGAAUUGCUGUUGAGGUGGCCGGUGGUCUCAGUGGUCCAACUGUCUUUUGACAGUUCCUUUGCUCGUUGUGUUUACUUGGAAUGAGCAGCCAAAAAACAUUAUAAUAGGCCAGUACAAUACAAGCUCUUGUCUAAACACGAUGAGUCUUCUUGACCAUUUGGAGGCCAUCUAGGCCAUCAGGUUUAUGAAGUCACUUUUAGGACUAUUAGGCCACAAUGGCAAGCGUAACUGCACACACAAUGAUAUUAGCAUAGCACACUAGCUUUUACCAGUAGUUCCAAGCUACAGGAACUCGUAUCUUCAUCCAGUUAAGUUGAAACAUCAAGGCAGCACUUGAGCUGAUGGUCCCAAACCUGAUUUCUAACUGCAGCAAACUUGGAAAACAAUGGAAACAACGGCAUUCCCAGCAGUUGGGUCAAGAGCUAGCAUUCUCUGGUUCAUCAAAGCUUGCUUCCAUUCUCUGUCUGUCGUUUUUCCAUGUGACAUUCACAAUACGUGUACUUGCAUUUGAUGCAUCAUUCAGCAUCGCAUCAAGCCUUCUUCUUUAAUCCCUGUACUACUGUGAGAAGCGUUCCCCGAAGCAUGGUUAUUUUAUGUGAGUGUAGCAUAUUUGUGGAUAUUUGCGUGUUUUUGUGGUUGUAAAGUGUCCUGUUGUGUACAGUUUGUUUCUUCUGUGUUAAGACCUCUGUAGUACGUUGGUUUGUGAGCUACUUAAAAGGGACUUUAUAUUUUUAACACUCAAAUGUUGUAUAUUCUUAAUAAAUGGUAUAGAUUUUGAAACAUCAUUAAGUUACGACGGGUAAUAAAAUAACUCUCCAAAUUGGAAAUCGUUAUCCAAGCCAGUAGAGAUGAAUGCCCUUACAUUGCACUGCGGUAGUAAAAUGCUUACAAUGGUCAUUUAUUUAAACAGCUUGGAAGUAGCAUGUGUGACACUAGCUGUGUAAUGAUAUGUUGGAAAUGUUUCAUAUUUACUGAAAUAUUUUUCAAAUAUUUAUUAGGGACUAAUUCUUUGUCUAUAAUAUACAUAACGAAAGGAGAGAGAGGCAGAAACCUGGGUUUCUACGAGUUUUAAAGGUAGUGAAUGUGUGAGAAGAGCAAGACGGACGUGAGAGCGAAGAACUUAAAGAACGGCAAGUGGAAAAGUGAGGCAGACUGAAGCCAGUGUUUGUGACAGGCUCCCGUUCAUAACGUGUCCUGAUUCUUGUGCAUUGUUUUGUUUCUCAUAUACAUUGUUUCUCGUUCUUUGCAUGUACUGUUUCUGAAUAAGUGCUGAAUAUACAAUAAAUGUCAGUUUCACUCCCCAUCAGCGCUGGAUAUGUCUCGAAUGGUGCUAAAGAGUUACACAGAAUAUUUUAGAGUGGCCAACUUUCUAGAUUAUGAUUAUGUAAUACUUUUAACCACUACAUCAAAUAAAGAUUCCUAAAUUUA
Molecule: messenger RNA, 2207 nt
Organism: Pygocentrus nattereri (red-bellied piranha)
Lineage: Eukaryota; Metazoa; Chordata; Actinopteri; Characiformes; Serrasalmidae
Gene: mbpa
Product: myelin basic protein a
Exons: 6
Coding region: 156-569 (137 amino acids)
Molecular function (GO): structural constituent of myelin sheath
Source: RefSeq, a predicted model, not a curated record